Salvelinus namaycush (lake trout) is the source of this 1397-nucleotide messenger RNA. Its product is annotated as NACHT, LRR and PYD domains-containing protein 1 homolog. The transcript has 10 exons. Lineage: Eukaryota; Metazoa; Chordata; Actinopteri; Salmoniformes; Salmonidae. Gene Ontology annotation, biological process: regulation of apoptotic process. The record is from RefSeq and is a predicted model, not a curated record. Bases 93 to 1160 code for a protein of 355 amino acids.
UUCCUCAGAGCUGUAAGACUUGUGACCAUGUUGAGGACUCCACACACUGGCUUCAGAUUGAACCCUUGACUUCCACUGUCCAGGGAGUGACAAUGUUCAGGCACAGGACACCCAAAGGGAGUUAUGAGUGCACAGUGUCUGGGCUCCGCUGGCUGUGUGAGAGAGAUGUCGUUCUGAAGUAUCACUUCAGGAACUGGGAACCCUACAGUCAACUUCUGCAAGACAUGCAGUACACACAAGGUGGUCCAUUGCUGGACAUCACUAUGGAGUUAGGUGAACUGGAGGAAGUUCAUCUGCCACACUUUGUCUGUUUAGGGACCAACCCUUCCCUGAGGAAUGAGAUGAAGGUUCUUCAUGUUGAGGAACAUGGAGUGUCUUUAGAGGAAGUGCAUGAGGUCACCAGAUUCCAUGCUAAGAUUCUCCAUCCCAAGUUCUCAGUUAUCUCUGUGAUACUGAGAUUACUGUCUUGGAACAUAGAUGUCCACUGUGAUGUGGUCCUCUAUUUGGCAGUAAAAAGGUCAACAGUAAUUUCAAGGCUGUACCUGCUCCUCAGAAACUCCAGUCAGAAAGAGGCUGUUCAGGAACGGGAGAAAAAUCAGGUGUCCCAAGGAUAUUCAGAAUUGGUCCUGUCAAGUCCAAACGGGUCCUUAAAGCUGAACAGUUGGUUUGCACUCAAGAAUCCCCACUCCACUUCCAUCAAUCCAGAGAAGAUUCAGCUGUUACCUGCAGACACCACACCAAGCUGUUGUAAGAUGAUUAUGAGAAACACAGGGGUUGACAUUGAGAUGGAGUUAAUCGGGGAUGAUGAGAGGACAGUAUGGAAAUCAGUGGUAUCAAAAGACGAAUACAGCAAAGACUCUCAUCCAACAUCAUUAACACUCCCUGGGAUUCCUGCUGAGGAGUUUCUGAAGAAACACAGGGCUAAACUCAUUCAGGGAGUAAAAAACCCAAUGCCGAUAGCAGAUGAUCUGCUGUCAAAGGACAUGAUUGGUGAUGAAGAGUACUCCAGAAUAAAAGCUGAAACAACUGAACAGGAGCAAAUGAGAGAACUACUGAAUGCAGUCCUCCCUAAAGGACCAGAAGUGAUGGGAGCUUGUCUCAAAGCUCUCAGUGAACAUGAACACCAUCUUGUUAAGUACUUGAGUGAAUCUAGCACCUAAUCUGAAGAUGUUGAGGACUGUCUCCUAGUCUGUGUACAAAGACACUUCUUCACCUAAUCUGAAGAUGCUGAGGUCUGUCUCCUAGUCUGUGGACAAAGACACUUCUUCACCUAAUCUGAAGAUGCUGAGGCCUGUCUCUUAGUCUAUGGACAAAGACACUUACAUGAUUGUAAGGGAAUACCCCCCUGAAAUGGACAAAAAUGAAUGGGAACAUAUUGGUACUGUUCGAAUCAUAUA